CUUAUCAUACCUUUUACUUGCUCUGCGUCAGUUACUGUGUGUUUCUGCAACAUUCAGCUUCCCAUUCUUCCUGAUCACAAUACUCCUGUUGCCCUUCUGAGUCGAAAGCAGUCUCCAAACAAGCACAGAGUGUCCAAAACUUGUCUAUAAUGUACAAGGAAAAAUUACAUGCGGGCAAACAGCCGGACUAAAGACCAAAAUCAACAUGGUUUUGAGGAGGAUGGAAGACUGCAGUCUCCCUCUGUCCUCCGUCGACCCGACCCCCAGCCGUUAUCCCUCUCGACCCUCCUCAGCCCUCGACUCCUCACCCUCCCUCUGUCCAUCGCUCAUGCCGACCUCCACCCUCCUCCAGGUCUCUCGCUGCCGAAAUUUCCUCGCCUCCCCUCCAUCUCGACCCCUGUCCCCUUCUCCCUCGCCUCCCCUCCAUCUCGUCCCGGCACAGAGACGUCGCUGCCGGCGCCCUCGCCUAGCCACCGCGCGAUCGCCGCCACCCCACGCCCCUCGCCGCCAUUGGAGAGGGAGCUCGAUUCGCCCGCAGAUCUGCUGGUUAUGAGGCAAAGGGAUGGAGAUGUUGACGCGGGAGAAAUCACCGGCGUUAGUUCGACGAUGGCGGUGCUGGCGUGAUGGUGUGAUGCACAGAGAGCGACGGGGAUGCCGUUGGGAAAAGAAUCCCCAAACCUUCUUCUCCCUUUUUUUGAAUAUCUGAAAUGGUCCCUAUUCCUUUCCCGUGUCGCUCGAUCAGUCCCCAAACAUUUGUUUUUUAAUGAUUAAACCGAACCGCACAUAGUCUGUCGGUUAUCUUGGUUAACCGAACAACUACCGGUAACCGACUGGACGGUUGUCGACUAACUGAGGGGCUUUGGUAGGUCGGUAUUCGAUUGAGGUGGGCGACAUUUCGGUAACCAAUAACCGACUGUUCGGUUAUCGGUUAUAACCGAACUAACCGAAUUGCCAACCCUACUGCGGCCAUACAACACCAGCAACAAGAUCUGAUGUAGCUCCCUGCAUUGAAAUAAUAUUGUUUUCAACGACAUCAACCACAAUACAGGACAACCUAGCAAAUUAAUUAAUCCUUAAAUAGCCAAUCGUUGGCCACCAUCAAUACAACUUGGCUUUAAUAAUACCUUUUCCUUAUCUUACAAGGAAUACAAACCCUUUUUCAUGUAGGGACAUAAUCUUAACCCAUAUCCUACUAGCAAAAAGAAAUUUAUUCCUAUAAAGACACAACUAAUUUUUCUCUCUAUAAAUCGAUGCUCUCAUCCAUCAUAAUUAAUCAAUUGGGAUGGUGUCCUUUUAAUUGAGUCACACUAUCCAAAAGCCAACUUGGAUGCUUGCUCACUAAUUUAUUUAUUUAUUUAUUUUAUGACAAGAGUUGGGAAGUAUCACCACUCGCCAUAGCCCUUAACAGUAAGCCAGUAACUAAGCAUACAAAGGUAUACACCCACUGUCAACUCCAUUGGUCAAACCAUACAAGUCAUUCGUACGUCGCGUGGCUUCCUUCUUUCAAAGGAGAUGUACACACAAGAGUGACAUACUGCAUUUUAAAGUCAGGUUGCAAUUUCCCAGCAUGUUUUCUAACACCCUUGCAUGAGGCCUUCUGCUUAUUGGCCCUAGUUACCUCAACCAGUUCAUCUGGUUGUUGACAUCGACCCUUGUGGUUGUGAGUUUCUCUAUGAGGUACAUCAUGCAUUCUCUUUUUUUUUUUUUUUUUGGAUCCGAAGGGAAACCACGAGCCUAUCUCUGCUUUGGUUUCCCCCAAACUGCUUCAUGUCUACUACUUCGAGGGUAUGAGUACUUACACUUUACAAGUCCACUACCACUUACAUGGCUCACUUGUCUUUGUUUCCAGACCUCAAAGUCUUGUUGUCUCCUACACUUAGUACACAACCACCUUUCACCAUUUUUACUAAAUUGGUGCAUAUUGAAAUUUCUUAUGCAUGCCACUAUGUCCACCAAUUUUGGUUGACAUAUUACAACCUUGUUUAUCCUUUUCUACACUCUUAAACUUAUGCAACCAUGAGUGGUUUGAUCAUACUGCAUAUUACUUGAGUUGCCCCCCAAUCCAAUUUUUGUAAUUGGUGACUUGCGCCCUAUUCUAUUCCUAAUCAUGCUUUUAUCUUUAUCCGAUCCAUGUUCAAGUUGAACAUUUUGCAAGUUGCAUGACGUGCACCCCCCCCCCCCCCCCACCCCCAUCCAUCUUUGUUGGUUGAUGGCAUUGCCCCCAGUAUAUUUUUUGUCAUGCUUUUAACUUUACCCCAACCAUGUGCAGGUUGAACUUUUUGCAAGUUGUGUGGCAUGCCCCCAAUCCAUCUUUAUUUGGGUGAGAUAACAUGACUAUCCCUAAAGGGGUUGGAAAAAUGACAUCCUCUAUUAAUUAUAGGCAUUUAAGGUAAUUGAUUUGUGUUGCAUUUAAUAAUCUGUCUGAAUUAAAAAUCCAUAUUAAUUAAUUUCAUUUUUUCAG
This is a messenger RNA of Linum trigynum, 2461 nucleotides long. NCBI's taxonomy places the organism in Eukaryota, Viridiplantae, Streptophyta, Magnoliopsida, Malpighiales, Linaceae. The record is from the annotation of a GenBank genome assembly.